GCGAGUGCAUGAAACAUAAGUUGUGUUUGAAGACAGAUAGUUAUCGGUAAUGCACUUCAUAUGAAAUUUCAUAACGCUUCAUGAACAGCAUAAUGUGAAACUGUAUUGACAUUUUUUUUGUAGGAUGGUUAAAUACUUUUGAAUGUGUCGAAAACUAUCAAUACAUUGUAAUGGAUUAAGCUUUUAUUGGGUAUGGAUUUGAUUAUCGCCUGGACAGAAGCUUCAGAGAACUAAGAAGAUAUGGAUGAACUAUAACUGUUUCCUAUAGGAAUAUUUCAACAUGAGUGCCAUGUAUACAGUAAGAAUCUGGCUAGCAUAUACUGUGUCAUGCUCUGCUGUGUUUGGUUUCUUCUUCGAAGAUCCAGCAAAUUUACACAAAGGCACUCUUGUCCCGAUAGAUCCCGAUGUUUGCACCUCACAGAAUAUCACGUUUACAUGUACGCUUCUUAGUACUCCAAAUCCUAGCAACUCCAUUGGCUUCGCUGUGAAAAAUGAAAGCACAAAUAAGGAGUUUCUACCUGUGGACGAGGGAAGAAUAACUGUGAUAAAUGAGACCUCAUCGGAAUUUACGAUUUACGACAUCAAUACCACAAAAUACAUUUUUGUUGAAUGUUUCUACUGGGAAACUUUCGGCGUUGUUAAUGAUACGUCCCUGCAGCUCGGUGAUACAUCAACAGCAUCUGUUUACCCUAUGCCUGAAAAGGUGGAACAUGUGGAUUGCAUUGUGGAAAACUACAUCAAGUCAAUGAGGUGUUCUUGGAGUUACGGGGACAACUAUAAAGGAGGCAAGUCACCAGAUGUAGAAUUUCAUUGGAGAAUUUCAGAAUUCUCUGGGUCAUGGAACGUAUGUAGAGAUCUGAACGUUGAAGCAGGCUACUGUAACUGGAACAGCUCACAUAGUGGAGAUUUUACAAUGAAAAAAUCAUUUGAAAUAAAGCUUACGCUUAAAGAGCCAUGUGGAGUGACUGUGUCCUCAAACUUCACCAUAGACACAAGAAAGAUAGGUUUGUAAAUUCAGGGUGUUGUUGAUCUACUGCUUAAAUAGUCUUUUUAAGUUUAUAUUCAAGAAUGUGACUUUUGCAAGACUAGUAGAGGUGUCAUGUUAAAGCUAAGGAAAAAAUGCAUACUCCAUAUCAGCUGUAAUAAAUAUUUGUAAAUUUAUCAACGAGUCAUAUAAAUUAAGGGCAGAAACGUUAUAGUUAAUUUCUUUCAUUAUACAUAUAAUUGUAAUGUUUACUCAUGUGCAUGUAGAUCUAGUUAUUUAUUAUAGUUAUAUCUGUCCAUUAGCCAAAGACAUGUUAUGUCGAUAUUGCUAAUAAAGUUUGUUGUUGU
Molecule: messenger RNA, 1332 nt
Organism: Mercenaria mercenaria
Lineage: Eukaryota; Metazoa; Mollusca; Bivalvia; Venerida; Veneridae
Exons: 5
Coding region: 281-1012 (243 amino acids)
Source: RefSeq, a predicted model, not a curated record